Molecule: messenger RNA, 705 nt
Organism: Echinostoma caproni
Lineage: Eukaryota; Metazoa; Platyhelminthes; Trematoda; Plagiorchiida; Echinostomatidae
Source: the annotation of a GenBank genome assembly
AUGCCGUCCACCAUUGAAUCUACAGCCAUGUUCAAUUCACUCAAGACUAAAUCCACGAAAGCUCAUGCUACAGCCGGACGUUUCAAACCAGUCACACAAUCUAACUCACACAAUGUGACAUAUUCGGAUAAAUCCUAUGGCAAUUGUGCAUCCUGUGGCAAACGUCAUUCCAGAUUCACAUGUCGACUUCGUUACGCUUUAUGUCAUAAGUGUGGCAAAACUGGCCAUAUUCAGCCUGUUUGUCGCAGUACCAAAACCUGUCGUUUAAUUCAAGCCCGAGACUCAGAAGUGAGUAAUAUGGCCAAACAUUUUUCUUCUUUAUCUUUGGCAAUUACCUCCCAUUCCGGUCACAUCCGUAAACGACUAUUCAGUUCCACUGGUAAUUCGCUUCAUUUCAUUUUGGACACUGGUAGUGUGGAAUCUCUAAUUUCUGUUCACGAUUUAAAACUGUUUGCUCCAGAUGCUAAACUUCAGCCGUCCACUGUCACCAUUAAUGGCAUCACUGGACACUCACUGCCUGUUGUUGGUUCUUAUACUGAGCAACCUGAUUCGACUGAUGAACAAAAUAUUGAACAACAAGCCGCUACGGAAGAAUUACGUGUGAAUGAACAAGUCCCAAGAAGGGCUGAACGACUGAGUGCAAAGCCCAGACUGAAUUACAGAAAUCCCGUGGUCAGCUCAAGGUGCGGCGAGUGUGAUGUGUGA